Messenger RNA from Anopheles nili, 574 nucleotides. Its product is annotated as protein Abitram. Gene Ontology annotation, cellular component: lamellipodium; dendrite; nucleus. The transcript has a single exon. Gene Ontology annotation, molecular function: actin monomer binding; actin filament binding. The coding region runs from base 1 to 567 and encodes 188 amino acids. Gene Ontology annotation, biological process: dendrite morphogenesis; regulation of filopodium assembly; regulation of actin filament polymerization. The record is from RefSeq and is a predicted model, not a curated record. Lineage: Eukaryota; Metazoa; Arthropoda; Insecta; Diptera; Culicidae.
AUGGCGACAACAGGAAACUAUUGGUACGACGAGGACGAGGCUCUCGAAAUUGGCGGUGUAAAGGUUCCUUCCAUCUUAGAGGAUUUUAUUCCGAAUCAACCAUCCAUCGUAGAUCGCUUCUAUACGAAGUUAUAUUAUGUACCGAACAACAAGCCAGACGAAGCCCAGCAGGUUCUGUUCCACUCCAAUAGAAUUUGUCUAGUGGGCCUUGCCAAAGAGCAUGCUGCCUUUCAGAAAGGCAUACGCAGUGUAAGCUUUGAGGUAGGAAAGUUCGAUCGAAGCGAUAACAAAGUAUCUGGUCGCAAGAAAAGUGGUGGAAUGAUUCUGCAGUACGAUUCAACGCUGGCACUAGUGACGUGUGUAGAUGGCACCGUCUGCAAAGUACGAUCAUGUGUGCAAGGAAAACUGGUUGAGGUAAAUGAACGUGUCGUAAACGAUCCAGAAAUAAUGCAACUCGAUGGAGAAGGCUUCGUUGCAAUAGUAAUGCCGAAAAUAGAAAAUUGCAACGCAUUAAAAGAAAAACUAUUGAGCUGGGAAUCGUAUGAAAAACUUAGAGAAAAUAAAUGAAUAUUAU